AUGGAUGCAUUUCUAGGUUCUGAUGAAGAUGAUGAUGACAAUGGCCCUAUAGAUAUUGUGGAACUUCCUCCAGAACGAGUUGAUGAAGUACCAGACAACGAAGAUAUUGAUGACAACAUUAUUGAUGAUGAUGAACCGGCAGAUGUUCCUGGACCUGUUGAAAUUCAUUGCGCAGCAAGGGAGGAUGAUCAUGUUACAGUGGCCAUCCGUCACCAUCAACAAGCACCGCUACAAAUGAUACAGGCCUACCACCUUCCAAAAGGAGAGUGGAGGGAAAGCCCUCUGCAGUGUUUUGAGAAGCUAUUUGAUGACACAAUUAUCACAGAUAUUGUCCGGCAGACUGUAACGUACGCUACACAAAAAAAAAACGUCCAUCAAUUUUCCCUUUCAAGUGAUUGUAUUAGAAAGUUUAUUGACAUUCUUCUCUUCACUGGGUACCACUCUCUUCCUCAAGAACAAUUGUACUGGUGUGAAGAUGAAGAUAUGGAUGUUCAAAGUGUAAGAAAAUGUAUGAGUCGAAACAGAUAUCUGGAAAUAAAGCGCUACCUCCAUGUUACUGACAAUUCUGAUCUAGAAGGGAUCCCAGAAAAUGAAAGGGACAAGCUCUUCAAGAUUCGCCCAUUGAUUGACAAACUAAACAAAAACUUUCAGCAAUUUGGUGUCUUCUCUGAAAGUUUGAGCAUUGAUGAACAAAUGGUCAGAUAUUUCGGACACCAUCACCUCAAGCAGUUUAUGCAUGGUAAGCCUGUAAGAUUUGGAUUCAAACAAUGGCCGAUUUGCUGCUCACAAACAGGCUAUUGUUACCAGAUGCAAGUGUACGAAGGCAAGACUACAGGCAGUAAUGAUGAUGCAGGCGUUUCUGGACUUGGGGCAUCUGUUGUCUUGAAAAUGAUUUCGAUUUUAGAGACACCAUAUGCUCACAAAAUUUAUUUUGACAGUUUCUUUACCGGAUUCUCCUUGAUGAGAUAUUUGAAAGUUAUUGAUGUCAGGGCAACAGGGACUGCUCGAUUCAACAGAAUGAACAAGUGCCCUAUUGCACCUGACAAGGAAAUGAAGAAAAAAGAAAGAGGUACAUGCGACUACAGAUUUGAUUCUGAGAAUGAAAUUUUGGGUGUGAUUUGGAAUGACAGCAGCUGUGUAAAGCUACUAAGCAACCAUGGACCCAUUGAUCCUAUGUCACAGGUGAAGCGAUGCAGCAGGGAAAACAAGAGAGAGAUACAAGUCCCCCAACCCAAAUUGAUCACAGAAUAUAACAGACACAUGGGUGGGGUUGAUAAGAUGGAUUGGAACGUCCAAAAAUACAGAAUCAAAGUCGGGGGAAAAAGUGGUAUUUCCCUUUGCUGA
Molecule: messenger RNA, 1344 nt
Organism: Polypterus senegalus (gray bichir)
Lineage: Eukaryota; Metazoa; Chordata; Cladistia; Polypteriformes; Polypteridae
Product: piggyBac transposable element-derived protein 3-like
Exons: 2
Coding region: 1-1344 (447 amino acids)
Molecular function (GO): sequence-specific DNA binding
Source: RefSeq, a predicted model, not a curated record